AUGUUGAGGGCUGCUUUUCAAACGUUAAAAGCCAGACUUGGAGGAAAGACUCCGGUUGAUGCAACAUCGAUUGAUGUAUCACAGUUCAAGAUAGUUCAAGAAGGAGAGGCCAAGAUUUUGUUCCCUAACAAGGAGACGGUCUUCUAUAAUCCUAUUCAACAGUUUAAUAGGGAUCUAAGUGUUACAUGUAUCAAAGCCUGGGAUGAGAUAUACCAGGAAGAAGCUCGGGAGCGUCGCGAGGCUAAGAAGAACCAGGCUAACAGCAAGAACCAAGGGAAAAAACGUGCACUUGCCGAGACUUCCGAAAAUAAUACCGAUUCCAGUGAUGCUCUUAAGAAGAGGAAGUUGAAUGAGGAUGAGAGCAAUGCGGUAGCUGUUUCAGGACCAGUGGUAAAACCAUAUAUCAAGAUACUUGAAGCUUUGAGUGCCACUGGUUUACGUGCAAUCAGAUAUGCCAAAGAGAUUCCCAACGCAAAGAUGAUAACAGCCAACGAUCUACUUCCCGAUGCAGUGGAAUCCAUCAAGAGAAACAUUAAUUACAAUGGUGUGCAGGAUAAAGUUGUGGCUAACUUAGACGACGCCAAUGUCUUGAUGUACAGAAACAAGAGCACAAACACCAAGUACCAUGUAAUUGAUUUAGAUCCUUAUGGUACUGUGACUCCAUUCGUAGAUGCUUCCAUGCAAUGUAUCGAGGAUGGGGGGUUGAUGUUAGUCACAUGUACAGAUUUAUCAGUUCUAGCUGGUAACGGAUACCCAGAGAAGUGUUUUGCGCUAUACGGGGGUGUUAACAUGGCAGGACAUGAUGCCACACACGAGAGUGCACUAAGACUAGUGCUUAACCUUUUGGGCCAAAGUGCGGCCAAAUAUAAGAAGACCAUCGAACCACUUCUUUCGUUAAGUAUUGACUUCUACGUGCGUGUCUUUAUCAGAGUUAAGACCAGCCCAAUUGAGGUCAAGAACCUACAGUCCAACACAAUGGUUGGAUACAUGUGUUCUGGGUGCGGUGCAUACCAUACCCAACCUUUGGGUAGACAACAGGAGAGACAAACCAAGAAGGGUAACAAAUUCACCAAGUUUUCAUUGGCCCAGGGCCCUCCAGUUGAUAGACAUUGUUCUUACUGUGGAAGCGUCCAUCACAUAGUGGGCCCAAUGUAUGGAGGUCCUCUACACAACCGCGACUUUAUUGAACGUGUGUUGAGAAUCAACAAGGAGGACCACAAAGAUGAUGUAUACGGCACAAGAAAGAGAAUAGAAGGUAUGUUGACAUUAGCCAAGAACGAAAUCACGGCACCAUUCUACUUCACUCCUAAUUCCGUGUCAUCUAUCUUGAAAUUCCAAGUUCCACCUCUCAAGUCUGUUGUUGCUGGGUUGGGUUCAUUGGGAUACCAAUGCUCACUAACACACGCCAAAGCCUCCAGUUUGAAAACUGAUGCCAGCUGGGAUGCUAUCUGGUAUGUGAUGAAGAAAUACUGCUUAGAACACGAAAAUGUCGAUGUAGAGAAAAUGAACAAGAACGGUAAUGGGUAUAAGAUCAUGACUAAUGAGAACAUUGGUAAGAAUGCUGAGUGGGACGAAAAAAUAUCCUUUGAACCCAAUGAACACAGCGGUAAAUUCGAGAAGCUAAGAAAGUUAAAGAUCGUUAGAUAUCAAGAAAACCCAACCAGGAACUGGGGCCCAAAGGCCAGACCUCAAUAA
Messenger RNA from Kluyveromyces marxianus DMKU3-1042, 1695 nucleotides. It is a transcript of the gene TRM1, whose product is annotated as tRNA (guanine26-N2)-dimethyltransferase. Gene Ontology annotation, biological process: tRNA N2-guanine methylation. Gene Ontology annotation, cellular component: nucleus. The record is from RefSeq and is a predicted model, not a curated record. The coding region runs from base 1 to 1695 and encodes 564 amino acids. NCBI's taxonomy places the organism in Eukaryota, Fungi, Ascomycota, Saccharomycetes, Saccharomycetales, Saccharomycetaceae. Gene Ontology annotation, molecular function: RNA binding. The transcript has a single exon.